Messenger RNA from Helianthus annuus (common sunflower), 1212 nucleotides. RefSeq names its product delta-9 acyl-lipid desaturase 1. Gene Ontology annotation, molecular function: oxidoreductase activity, acting on paired donors, with oxidation of a pair of donors resulting in the reduction of molecular oxygen to two molecules of water. Gene Ontology annotation, biological process: lipid metabolic process. The transcript is spliced from 5 exons. Gene Ontology annotation, cellular component: endoplasmic reticulum membrane. The coding region runs from base 77 to 1024 and encodes 315 amino acids. NCBI's taxonomy places the organism in Eukaryota, Viridiplantae, Streptophyta, Magnoliopsida, Asterales, Asteraceae. The record is from RefSeq and is a predicted model, not a curated record.
CCAAACCUCAUAAACCCUACCUCCUUAUAAAUAUACACGCUUGAAAGUUGAAACACAUUGUCAUCACCAUUCGAAUAUGAAAAACUUGAUAUCAGUUUCCAAUCCCGUAAAAGAGUCCGAAUAUGGCAAAAUACUGUUCUCCGAUGUGUUAGUUACAAACAAGAGAAACCUCUUCAUGGGUCGUAAAUGGAGGACUCACGAUAUCAGAAUGGUUCUGUGGUUCUUGUUCAUUCAUUUGCUUGCACUUUUGGCCCCCUUUACGUUUACUUGGGGCGCAUUCUGGGCUGCAACUUUCACUUACACGUUGUUUGGAUCAUGCGGUCUAAGUGUGUCGUAUCAUCGUAACCUAGCACACCGUAGUUUCAAGCUGCCCAAGUGGCUUGAGUACACCUUUGCUUAUAUUGGACUCCUAUCUAUACAGAGGGACCCUAUAUUUUGGGUGAGCAUGCAUAGAUACCACCAUCAAUAUGUUGAUUCAGAGAAAGAUCCACACUCUCCAAUCUUUGGGUUUUGGUUUAGUCAUAUGAGUUGGCUCUUUGACAAUGGUUACAUUUUUGAAAAGUAUCAAGAACGAAAUAAUGUUGAGGAUUUAAAGAACCAAGCAUUCUAUAGAUUCCUUAAAAGAACAUACGCAUUGCAUACAAUUGCAUUUACAGCUCUCCUAUAUGUUGUUGGUGGAUUCUCCUAUAUUGUUUGGGUUUUGGGAGUGGCAGGCACUUUAGGAUAUCACGGGACUUUUCUAGUUAACUCGGUUUGUCAUAUAUGGGGAUCCCAUGUUUGGAACACCGGUGAUCUCUCCAAAAAUAAUUGGUGGGUAGCACUACUUAGUUUUGGAGAAGGGUGGCAUAAUAAUCAUCAUGCAUUUGAAUAUUCAGCUCGACAUGGGUUAGAAUGGUGGCAAAUUGAUGUUGGUUGGUAUAUAAUAAGGUUUCUUGAAGUAGUUGGGUUAGCGACCAAUGUCAAGUUACCUAGCAAGGAUCACAAACUUAAGAUGUCGUUUGCUUCUCUUAACAAGUUUGAGUGAUAAACGCCUUCCAUGCCAUGCAUCUUCAAACCAGAAAAAUAAAUCGCAUCUAUGGAAAUUAAUGUGUGAGAUACUUAUAUUUGUUUACUAUGUAUAUCGGGAUUGAAUAAUGACGAUUACUGUAUUUUUUGUUUAUUGUGGUAAAAGCAUGAACUUUUAAGUAUUGCUUAUAAAUGUAUGAAGUGAUA